AGAACAUAAGAUGAAACAAUAGAAAUAUAACAACAAGAGCUAAAAACGAGUAUAACAGUUUAAUUGGUAAAAGCCUCUGCCUAAAAACACAAGCCAACAAAGGCUGAUGAGAGGAGCAAAAACCUACUCCAAAGCUAACGGGCCAAGUCUUUACGGUAGAAAUUGAAAAGGACACCAAAUUAAUUAUUCCAAGUUUCCAACCCCAACGAAAGACAUUUCUCCAAAUUCCAAUCAUUCAAAUUAAGCAUUAAUUUAUGACUCUGAGGCCUCCAUAGUCCAUACCAAUCACUCCAACCAAACAUUUAUGAAAUAUUUGCCCCAAAUUGAAUUCCAGCCUAAUUGUCGUUAAUGUGAAUUGCGUCAUGGAUGACAUCGCAUCUCAGAUCCUCCAUGGAUGCAAGCUCGCAGGAGAAUUGGAAACCAAUCUCCUAAACUUAUUGAACCAAUCUCAGCACAAUCUCUUGAUAGACUCCUGCGACCAAGUUGUUCAAACCUUCAGCAAAGCCAUCCAGAAACUCACCACCAGCAAGGAAGCCAGAUCUAGUGGCCAUGAAUUCAUUGGGAUGGAGGAAGAGAAGACCGAUGAUGAUGAUGUCUGUGCCGGUGCCGGAGCAACCAUCGGGCAAGAUGAGGAUCCACUUGCCCUUGCUCCGGCGAAGAAGCAGAUGGGAAGCCCUGAUACAUCAAAGAGUGUAGAGAUGAUGAAGCCUCAUCACAUAGGCCCUGGAUCCGGUAUCCGGCGAGAAGAAAAACCUUCGACCGAGGCCGCCGUGAUGCUCAUCGGUUCUUCGGGAGAGUCAUCUUUCGGAGCAGCAUCCAUGACAUCCAACAAGAUGAAGAAGAGACUUACCCAACAAGAAUCAAAGAAGAGGAAGAGGAUUUAUGGACAUGUCGUGCGUGUUCGUGCUGCACAAGGCGUCGAACAAAUGUAUGAGGUGCCGCCCGACGAUGGUUUCAUUUGGAGAAAAUAUGGCCAAAAAGAUAUUCUUGGUACCAUAUUCCCCAGGAGCUACUACCGUUGCACUAACCCCGACCGCAAAGGUUGCCUUGCGAGAAAGCUAGUGCAAAGACUCCAGGAGGAUCCUACGACAUUUGAAAUCGUCUAUUAUGGCAUCCACACUUGUGGGAGCUCCGUCACCAUGCCCUGCAGCACUUCUCCCACUAAUCUUGAGCACAACCAGCAAAGCCAAUCCCAAUCUUUUUCAAUCCAGUUGGGCACUUGCUCUUCAGGAGAAGUUCAGUGCAGUGCCACAAACGCUAAUGCUCAUUCUAAAGACAUGACUGGAAAGGAAGCUAUCCGCAGUGAUCGGAGUGAUAGCAGUGAUAGUAGCGUUAAUAUAAGAGCAACCAAGGAAAAGGAUUAAACCAGACUGAGCCAAUUGGAGUGAUUAAUUAGCUUCAUAUAUAACAAAAAGAAAAGAAACGAGAAGCUCUUCAGAAACAGUUGCCAAUGAGAAUCAUUAUUAAUCACUGCGGCAGCACUAACGGUAAUGUGGAUUUCCUCUUGACUUAUUUUGUGCUAUCAAGUAUCAACUCAAGAAAAUCAGCUUCCUCUAUUCUUCAGGUAGAUUAGAGAAGAUAAGUGAAGAUAUCUUCCCAAUUAGUAGUGCUUGCAGUUCAUUCAACUACAUACAGAGAUGGAAGUUCCAUUUAGUUGAGGGAUCAGCUUGUUACUUAUACAUGUUUAAUUAUCCAAGGACCUUGAUGAUUUCAAACAUAAUUUCUCCAGAGAUGGAAAUCUCAGUUGUCAUACCCAUCUCAUACAAGUAGAGUUCUCCAACUGUAAGUUUGUUGCAGUUUUUGCACUUUCUUAGCACUAACUUCUGUAAAUUCUGCAAGUUGUUUAUUGUAAACCAAUUUGGAUAUCCAGAACUCAUGUAACAACAUACAUAUAAAUAAAUAAAACUUCCAAGUUGGAAUGGCAAA
Dioscorea cayenensis subsp. rotundata (Guinea yam) is the source of this 1926-nucleotide messenger RNA. RefSeq names its product WRKY transcription factor 55-like. NCBI's taxonomy places the organism in Eukaryota, Viridiplantae, Streptophyta, Magnoliopsida, Dioscoreales, Dioscoreaceae. Gene Ontology annotation, biological process: regulation of DNA-templated transcription. The record is from RefSeq and is a predicted model, not a curated record. The coding region runs from base 363 to 1364 and encodes 333 amino acids. Gene Ontology annotation, molecular function: sequence-specific DNA binding; DNA-binding transcription factor activity. The transcript has 3 exons.